AUGUCAUAUAUAUCUGUUGUACUAUUCUCUAUUACUAUAGCAAUAGCUGUCACUGUAUUCUUCUUGAAGCGACCCUCAACCACCAACAGACCAUUUAGAAUAGAACAACAACAACAACAACAACAAAAUAAUAAUAAUAAUAAUAAUAAUAAUAUAAAAGUAAAGAAGUUAUCUAAUCUAAUACUAUUGAAUAUCAUUGAAAAGAUAGAUGAUAAUGUAGAUUUGAUAUGCUUUUUGUUGACUUGUAAGAGGUUGUAUUACUCGAUCAGACAACACAAGAAUAUUCGGUUCAAAGAUAUUGGUUAUAUUAAUGCAAAAGAUUGUUUGAAUGAAUAUCUACUUGAUCGGUUAUCAUCAUCGUCAUGUUUACCAUCAUUCAAACAUAUAUUUGCAAAUGCAUUGUCAAAUCAAAUGAUGAUUGUCACUAGUGAUAAUACAUACAACACUAAACAUGUUCAAGCAAAUGGAUUAGUAAACUUUUAUGUUUUGGAAACAAAUAAUAAUAAUCAUCGAUUCAAUAUCGACCAAAAAGAAGAAGAAAAAGAAGAAACCAACCAAUCCUCUUCCUCCUCUUCGUCAUUGUCGUCUAUUGAAAAGAUUGUUCUUCUUCUAAAUGACAAUAAUGAUAUUAGUGACACUCACAUAACAAAGUUACCAUCUACUCCAAGAGUAUUGUUGAUUCGUAAUCCAUCAAAACCAGUCAAUCAUCCAUUCGGGUACAUACCACCAUCGGUCAAAGAUCUAGUACUUUCUUGUAGAGCUAUCAACUGUGAAAAGAUAUUCUUGGGUAACCAUAUAGAGACGUUGAGGUUGUUGAUAGCGCGGAUCGAAUCCAACAACACUAUACAACUACCACUGGGUCUAAAAACAUUUGUACUUUUACCAUUUGGUCCCUACCAACAGCAGUGGACAUUCAAUUUCCUCGCACUCUUGUCGCUUACUACUCUCAAGUUGGAGGUCUAUCUCCAAAUCCGUUAUUAUGAAAUCAGAAUUCUUUGCUUGGAUCUCGAACCACUAGUAUCUCUUGAAACACUCAUUAUGGAUGCAAAGAGUCACAUUGUCCUUUCACAGUCAAUAUCAACACUCAAACAUUUACAGUUGCUUCGGUACUCUACUAUUAAUUUCAUACCAAAUACUCUAUCACAUCUCGUUGUUUCAACGGAUACAUAUAUGAAAUUCAUUAAACAAUCACAACAAAUCCCAACACUGACAAACGGACCGUCCAUUGUUGUUCUACCAUUUUUGAAACAUCUUGAAAUCCAAGGUAUGGUUUCACAUCUCGACCACUCUGACCAAAGUUAUAUCCCACACGGUGUAACCAGUCUUGACAUGACUAUGAGUCACAAGUACCGAUACACUGGUUUAAUACCACCAUCUGUAGUCAAGUUGGCUCUUAAAUUCAAUCAACGACCAUCAGAAGCGGUAGUACAAUCUUUCAAACUCCCAGAUACCAUCAAACAAUUGACUUGGAAAGGAUAUCACUUGCAUUUAGACCGUUAUACAGGCGUCCCAUUUAUAUUUCCUAGUCUAUUAGAGAAACUAAAAUAUUUUCCAAAUACUUCUGAUCAUAUCAAUACAAAACUACUUCCACAAUCAACUACAUCAUUAUCAAUUCUAGCUCCCAAUUUCUUUAAUAAUAAUAAUAAUAGUAAUAGUAGUAGUGGUGUGGAAACUCCAAGUAUUUCUUUAUUAGAUUGUAUACAUGUGGAUGAUGCUAACAAAAAUAGAACGCCGGCAAACAAUACUACGAUAUCGAUACUUGGUCCGAAUAUCAAACAAUUAAAGUGGAAGUUUUCAUUUGCUUCUCCAAGUGACAAAUUCAGUAUUAGAUUAGACCAAGUGAUCAAUCAAACCAAUGUUCAAGAGUUGACAGUUUUGGUUUUUAAUAAAGUAUCUGCUCUAUUGGAUAUUAGAAGAUUGGACAACUCUAAUGUAUUGAUAAUUGAUAAACCAUCCCUUAUUGGAGGUUUUAUAACCCAAAGAAAAAGACCAACAAUAACAACAACAACAACAACCCUCCAAAAGAAUAUUCAUCAAUCUGAUUAUUCUUCUUCUUCUUAUGAACCACUCUAUCUUCAUUUUAAAAGAAAUCAACCUCCAUUCUUGAUAUUGAAGAGAAGAGAGAUGUAUAGAUUAGGAACAAAUCAACUUCAACAAAGGUUGUUGUUGAGCACAUCUACAUCUAUAUUGUCUACAACCACGACUGGUGGUAGUAGUAGUAGUUGUAGUAAUGGAAGAUCAUAUUCAUCAUUUGUAAAGAAGUUGUUUGAAAGAAUGAAAAGAGAGGAUAGUCAAAUCAAAGAGAAACAAGAUCAAGAAAAGUUUCAACAAGAGAGACAAGAGUUACUCAAGAUAAGAGAAUUACAACACCAACAAUUAAAGUCAUUAAAGGGUGGUUUGAAUGUAGAUAAAGCAAAAUUGGGAUUUAAAUGGAGUAAACCACCACUUGGAAUGGAUAGAUCAGCAACAUUGGGAUUACCAUCAUUUAUCAGUUCAUCACCCAUCUCUCAAUCACCAGAACAAUUGGAACAACAAAUGCAAGAUCAACAAAACUUUAAACCAACUGCUGUCUAUUCAAUUGGAACCAAUACACAAGGUCAAUUGGGAUUGGGUGAUUGCGUAUCAGAAGAACAAUUUAUAUUUAUGGAAACAUUAACAAAGGAAUCUAUCAAAUCACUUCGUUCCUCUAUUUCACAUUCUGCCAUCUUGACAAAUACAAGUGAUUUGUUAACAUGGGGAUCAAAUGCACAAUUCCAAAUUGGACACAAGGAUGGUACAUUGACAUCGAUAUUACCAAGUGUGGUUGAGAAUAUUCCACAUUCAGUUAGAAAGCCAUCGUUCCCACGAAACAAGGUGAUCGAUGUUGGGUUGGGUGGAUGGCACAACUUUGCUGUGACACGUGAGAUGGAUGGAUCGACACAGCUCUACGACCUCGAUAUUGCCACAAUCACCAGCGGUCCAUUCCACUCGGUCGCAUUAGAUCGACGCGGACGUGUCUAUCAAUGGGGGUGCGGUGCCAUUGCAUCGAGCAAAAAGGAUCAUAUCCACUACACACCACAAUCACUCUCUGACAACGCCUUGGCGUCACUACCCAACUUUGCCGCGCUCAAGAGUCGUGUCGUCGAGAUUACUGGGUUCCUUGAGUCAUCCCAGAUUGUACAAAUCGCUGCUGGUGACAACCUCUCGCUUGCAGUCACCAACCAAGGAGAGUUGUACGCUUGGAAUACCGUCGACACGCAUGCCAAGCGCAUUGAAAUGAAAGAAUUUGCCGAUAAACGUGUCGUCAAGGUUGCUACCAGUUUCACGCACACUGGUGUCAUCCUCGAAGGCAUUGACAACCCAUCCACACGUUCCGUCCUUCUCUGGCCGAGUCGUUCAUUCCAACUUGAUCGUGAACUCCAAGGUUCAUUCUUCUCCACCAUCACCGAUCAACCAAAACUCUAUACAUUCCCAUCUGACCACCAUAUCACCGAUCUCUCAUUAGGUGUUCAUUUUGCUUUAGUUUUAGCUUCUGAAAAUAAACAACAACAAUCAUAA
Molecule: messenger RNA, 3537 nt
Organism: Cavenderia fasciculata
Lineage: Eukaryota; Evosea; Eumycetozoa; Acytosteliales; Cavenderiaceae
Exons: 6
Coding region: 1-3537 (1178 amino acids)
Source: RefSeq, a predicted model, not a curated record